Lates calcarifer (barramundi perch) is the source of this 6880-nucleotide messenger RNA. RefSeq names its product katanin interacting protein (gene katnip). The record is from RefSeq and is a predicted model, not a curated record. Bases 337 to 5214 code for a protein of 1625 amino acids. Lineage: Eukaryota; Metazoa; Chordata; Actinopteri; Centropomidae. The transcript is spliced from 28 exons.
GCUCUUGCCGUCAGUGCAGUGUGGUUCAGCGGUCCUGGGUUUUGUGCAGGCUUGUACGGAUCUGGCAGCAGCAGGCAUGGGGGCGUGUCUGACACUAAUGCGGCUCUCUCUAUUGGUGGACAGCUAUCCUGGUUACCAACCAACACAACACGCUGGGCACAUGAGAAAACGCAGAAAAACUCGUUCAUUUUAAUGCCAAUGGCCAACCAAGUACGAUUUUACGGGGGCACGGUGAUCAAACACAACACAGACUUCAGUGAUAUUUUUUGAAGAAUGAUCGGCUCUCUCCGAAAUAUGGGAUAGGAUUAUGUGAACAGCAUCAUCUGCAACCACACAAUGGAAAACGAGGAGAGCAAGACGUGCCAAGGAGAGAAACUUGCCUCUGCUGUGGAUGACACUCUGGAUGAAUAUUUAAUCGCCCUCCAGCACAAAAACAGGAUCCUAAAGCGCCUUAAAGUCAAAGACCCCAGGGAGAUUGAGUUGGAACGGCUUGAGCAAGGUUUUUCCAUUUAUCUUAAUGGAGCCAAUGCUGAAGCCAGUAGGAAACAGCCCAAGAGCUCCAGCCACAAGUCUGUAACUUCCCCACCUGCUUGGAGGCCUGCACGUACAGCAGAUGUCUGUAGAAGUGCCCACCAGUUAACUGAAGAUAGCUGUAAUCUGGAGCACACCCACAGGAAGAGGAGCCACACCGCUCCAGGAAAGGUCCAGAGGAAAGAAUGGGUACAGAAUUCUGUCAAAAUUCGAACAGAGGAAGGACCAAGUUUGCACGUAUCUCCAGAAAAGCGCUACUCUGAGGAUUUUGAGCCCUAUGAAAGCAUAGACAUGGAGAGCUCCAGUCCACACUCUCCUCGUAGUCCCUGCUCCCCUAGAGGAACAUGCAAGGUGUCGCGCUCCCACAGCUCCAGGCCUGAGAGCCAAGGAGGUCAAGCAAGCCAGGAGCACAAUGAGAAGGUGCUUCUCAACCUUGAGGAAGUGAAGGUCCUGCGCCGGAGCCUGGAGGUUAGCAUGCGGCGGAGCAACCGUGGCUCCGCGGGGGAGGAGUCGGACGAAGAGUGGGUGGAGGAGCAGAUUGAGAGGGAGGAGAGCACUGAGAGUCUGGACGAGCUGGGGCUGCCUCUUUCAUCCUCCAAGUCGUCCUCUAACCCCCGGCCCAGUGGCUCCCACACCCAUUUUGACUCUGCAAACCUCAUUGUCCUGGAUUUUGGACCCUCCCCUAAAGGUCGUAAGAUUGAACGUUCUCUGUCUGCGAAAAGGAAAGAAAACAUUGACAGCUUUAUACCCACCAAGCCUAUGUUGGUGAAGAGCAAGACAUUAGAUAGGCCACCUUCAGAAGAGAGCUGGGACAGUCAGAGGCCAAGAAGUCGAGUGGAAAGGCCCCUGUCAGCAGUCAGAAAGGCCUCUGUUGAGGAGCGAGACCCAGAGGAGAUGGCGUGCAGGGUCCGCCAGGCCAUCCAAAGAGAAAAUGACCCUGUGCAGAGUCCAGAGCUCUUCAGUCGCAGCACGGGCAGGGCACACCAGAUAAUAAAUGGCUUAGUGCACCACAACACCCACGACAAGAAUGAGAGCAGUGUCACUUUGGCCAUGCAGAGAAUCACUCUUAUGGGCCCCAGGCAACAACAGAAACUGCUAACAGCCUUGGAGAAACUUGAAGCUGGACCCAGCUACAACAUUCCUCAGAGCGUCAAAACAGACUAUAGCAAGCAGCCGAGAAGGCAGUCCACAGCAGAGGUCACUCCUGCAUUGUAUGUUACCAUGGAGAUCCUGUCAAACUGGGGGAACGCUUUGCAGGUUGGGCUUACUGAGUUGCAGUUCUUCUGCCUCAGAAAGAAGAAGCUGUAUGUGUCGCCUCAUGACCUAGACAUCAGGAACGCCGACUAUCCCGGGAAUCUGGGAGCGCUUGUCAAUGGAAAGGUGAAGACCACCAAAGAGCGUCACAUGUGGACGUGUCCAUUCCACCCUCCUAUCCAGCUCUACUUCAUCAUCAGGAACACGGAGCGCUCCCCAGACUUUGGAAUAUCCCACAUCAAAAUCUGGAACUACAACAGGAGCCUCAAUGACCUUGACAUUGGUGCACGGCAUAUUAAGCUGUACCUGAACAGCACAUCAGUGUUUGAAGGUGAGCUGGAGAAGGGCUGUGGCAACCAGGUCUUUGACUACAGCACCACGAUUGAUCUCCAGGAUUUCCAGAUCUCAGACUCCCUAUUUUCCAGCCCUGUGUCGUCAAGACACAAUCUGCGAGGUGUCAGCCCCCAACGCCAUGAGGACAGGAAUGGUGGGGAGGCCAGUAGCACUCAGCGACACCACAGCUCUAAUCCACAGCCAUCAGACUCAGCAGGUCAGGCUAUGAUAGAGAUGCAGGAGAAAUCACACACGCCGCUACCACCGAUCGCUCCAUCACCACUCGGGGUUUCAUCUUCCGCUCGCCGCUCCUCCACGCAAAGAAACUCUUUUGAUCUGUCUGCCUCAGAGGAGCCCCUUUCUCUCAGGCAGCAGGUGGUGCAACCAGCACCAAUGGAGCAGACUGUUACCACCCAACCGUCCUCCUCUCGGGUGGCCCCCCAGUGGCUGCAGCCUCUGAACAGAGGAGCUCCAGAGGGCUGCGAGGCCAACAGGGAGAGGCCCCGAUGGCUGGUGCCUCAGCACUCGGCAGAGCCCAAAUCACCAUCUGCCUCAUCCUCUUCAAUGCUCCCAGAGCUGCCGUGUAACCCGGGCCGGGUGUGCAGAGGGAUGGAGAGGACAGUGAAUGGGGGUCCGUGGAAGGCUGACUCUCUGGACCUGAGCUGCGAUUUGCUGGAAGAACUUGGGGAGCAAAAGCCAGACAGACCCAUCAGCGGGCGCAGGAGCUCAUUCAGGAGCAGUACAGUUACUGCCAGGCAGACAGAUGAGCAGCACCCCAGAGCUACAGCACUUUCAAACACAGAGGAGCCACUGUCAUUGGUGAACACUGGCAGGAGGCAGUGUUCAUCUCGGGCCCAGCUGCACAGUCACCAGGACGACACCCUCAUGGAGUCCUGGGAUUCCCUCAUCAAGUUCAACCAAUGCCAACGUGGACGCAUCUCCAACAUGGGCUUCGAAGGCGACAUCUUUGAUGAGUUCCUGCAGCGGCAGGGCCGUGGUCCGCCCUCAUUCCCAGUCAACCCCUCCACGGCACCCAGGAGCCCCCUUUCCUCCUUGACCGCUCAGGGUGCUCUGUGCGAAGGCCCAGAUGAUGAUCCAUCCAUGGAGCGUGAGGAUGAGUUUGAAAUCCCAGUGCUGCCGCAGGGCCAGAGGCUGGUCAUCAACAUCCUGUCCACCUGGGGCGAUCGCCACUAUGUGGGCCUCAAUGGCCUUGAAGUGUUCAGCUCCAGCGGAGAGCCUCUUCAGCCUGCUCACAUCAGUGCUGAUCCUCCAGACAUCAACAUUCUCCCCGCUUAUGGCAAAGAUCCACGUGUUGUUACCAACUUGAUUGAUGGCGUUAAUCGCACACAGGAUGACAUGCAUCUUUGGCUAGCCCCAUUCACCCCUGGUCGUAGCCACACCAUCUUCAUGGACUUUGGAGCUCCUAACCAAGUGGCCAUGAUCCGUGUGUGGAACUACAACAAGUCACGCAUCCACUCUUUCCGAGGGGUGAAAGAGGUGGAAAUGCUCCUGGAUGGCAGGUGCAUCUUCAGGGGAGAGAUUGCCAAGGCUUCAGGGACCCUUUCUGGAGGGCUGGACCAGUUUGGGGACACUAUCCUGUUCACCACUGACGACGACAUCCUCGAGGCUAUGUCUCGUUACGAUGAAACCUUUGUUAGUGAAGGUGAGGGUCCUGAGAGCCUGGUGUAUGAGGAGGAGCUGCAGAGACCAUGCACCGCUGAUGGAGAGGGAGAGGAAAGACCCUUCACACAGGCCGGUUUCCGAGAGGAAGACCUUGCUUUGAAGCUCCACCUCAAUUCCACUUUGAGCCAGUCUGAGGAGAACAUGGAACAUAUUCCCGGGAUGUACACUGGAAAGUGCCUUAGACUGGAGCUGUUGUUGACUUGGGGUGACUCCCACUACAUGGGCCUGACUGGAUUAGAGGUGGUGGGAAAAGAUGGAGAGAGUUUACCUUUAGACCUCAGCAUGAUGGUUGCCUCACCCAGAGACCUCAACGACCUGCCUGAGUACGGACACGACUUGCGCACACUUGAUAAGCUUAUUGAUGGUCACAAUAUUACCACUGAUGAUCAGCACAUGUGGCUGAUUCCUUUCUCCUAUGGAGAGACCCACUUUCUGAACAUCAUCUUCAACAAGACCCAGACCAUUGCUGGCCUCCGUAUCUGGAACUACAACAAGUCUCCAGAGGACUCUUACAGAGGGGUGAAGGUGAUCCAUGUGUUCAUGGACGAUGUCGCGAUCUCCCCAGCGGAGGGAUUCCUCAUCAGGAAAGGACCAGGCAACUGUCACUUUGACUUCGCACAGGAGGUUCUUUUCAUAGACUUCCUCCCAACAUCCAAAGACAACACAAAGAGUGCUGAAGACUACCAUGGAGGAAGCUCCAAGAAACAAGAGCAGGCCAGCAUGGACUAUGAAGCUCCCAUCAUGCCUUGUGGGUUCAUUUUUCAGCUGCAGCUGUUAACAACCUGGGGGGACCCCUACUACAUCGGUCUCAACGGCCUUGAGUUUUACGAUCAGAACCAUGAGAAGAUCAGCCUCAGUGACAACAACAUCGCCGCUUUCCCAGACAGUGUGAACAUCCUGGACAAUGUGAAUGGUGAUGUGAGGACUCCAGAUAAAUUAAUAGACGGAGUCAACAGCACCCACGAUGGACGACAUAUGUGGUUAGCCCCAGUUCUCCCUGGACUGGUGAAUCGCGUGUACGUCAUCUUUGAUCAGCCAGUGACGGUGUCCAUGAUCAAGUUGUGGAACUACUCUAAGACACCACAGAGAGGAGUGAAGGAGUUUGGGCUGCUGGUGGAUGACCUCCUGGUGUAUAACGGCAUCUUGGACAGUGUAAACCACGCGGCACGAGGCAUUCUGCCUACCUGUGAUCCAGUGGUGCCCUACCACACCAUCCUGUUCACGGACAAUGCCUACAUUGCACAUCGUGAGAGGAACACAGUCAUCAGUAAUUAUGUGGAAGAUCAGGAUGUGAAGAUGACCAAUGAGAAUCAGAUUGUCCAUCACAACAAGAAGAAGCAGACAGCAGACCCAGCCCUUCGACCUAAGACCUGCAUGACUGAUAGUGGGAAACAUGGAAAGAGGAGGUACUGACUGACAAAUGAACACACGGAUGUGGAUUCAGCGUUCAGUGUAAAGUGAGCAAAACUUAAGGGGGGGGGCUUAUAGCUGACUUUUGAAGCCCAAUUUCUGGUGGGUUCUUUUUGAAAGCCUCCCUUACAUUAAGACCCAAAUCAGCCACUGAGCCAUGGUUUGUAAUGGCAAAUUGACAGUGGCUCAUAUGGCCUACACUGAAGAGGACAGAGGCUGCACAAAUAAUAAUGGGUUUGUACGCACACACACACAGACAGACACACACACUCACACAGGACUCCACUUUAUGGUUGGAUUACUUUUUCUCUUGCUGUGACAACUCACCCACACAGACAUAUAAUCUUGAACACGUACUGUGUCGUUGCCCUGGUUGUCCCGCUCCCACAGUGCCAGGAUAAACCUGUGAGGCUGCAUUUUAUCAGCCCUAUUAUUGUGCCUAGUACUAAACACUAUAUCUGUGGCUGCUACUUGUGACUUUUGUGCUGCAUAUUUAAAUGCUGCUGCUUGUGGCGUGUAAAUACUCAAAAGAAAAAAGAAAGAAAGCUCUAAGGCCACACACUCUCAUGUCAGCAUGAGGCUGAUACUACAUUUCUUAAUGAAUUUUAUCCACUGAUGAGCCUGAACCAUCAGCUCUUUGCCUAAUGGAUAUGAAAACCGACUAACACUCCCGCCAGUGCACCAACCAAUUGUAAUGCUAUGCAGACACUAAUUUAUAUCUAUUAAUAAUUUAUAUCUGUGGGCUAAUAUAUUUCAAAGCUUAAUGGUUUUACCUGGAAGUGCUUCCAGAGAGGUUUUCACCUUUAGAAGAUUUAUAUAGAUGGUGAAAGUGGUUGUUGAAAAAGUACAGUGGUCAGAUUUUUGUACAUUUCACGUAAAAUAAAAUGAAAACUGAAAGUUAACAAACUCUACACUUGAAUUUUCGACAUAUAUCUGGCUCUACAAAAUUAGGUCAGUUUUUUUUCUGCUUAGCAUCAGGUAGAAAAAACUUGUUUGCAAUCCAAGUGACCUUUAUUGAAGUUGCUAUAAGGUAGAAUUUUUUGGAGGCAAACAUUUCCUGAGCCAGUAAAACUGUUUAGUAAUUUGGUUGGAAAUAGAAAAAAAAAAUCAACAUUUUCCAGUUUAUAUUGAGUAGAUACAGUAACAGGCAACUUUCUAUAUGCAAAUACUAUCAACUUACCUCAAAUGGAAAAGAAUAAUCUUUAAAAAGGGAUAAAUAUGGUUCUACCAUCACUAUAAUACUUGGUAGUUGGUGUUGUACUAUUCAUUCAUUCAAUAUUUACUAUACUAACUUGUUGCAUGGAAAGUUUCUUCAGCACUAGCUGUUGUUAUCAUCUUAAAAUGUUAGAUACUUCUGUCUGGAGGAGUUUUUACUGCUUCAUUGAGCCCUGAUAUAAACUCUUUCAUACUCCUUACACCUGAUGGGAGUUAGUUGUAUAUGAAAUGCAGUUUUAUGUAUUUAAUUUCUGUAUGUCCAACAGCAACAGGAGCCAUUACUCUGCAUAUCAGUGGGGUGGUGGCUGUUAUUGUGUGUGUGACAUUUAGUGUUUUGAAAUAUUUAAUUAUUUUUCUAAUCUUGAUUAAAUAUGUAUAUUUGAUGUAGGUUUAUUUGAAUGAAUAAAAUUUAAAAUAUACAUAUCUUCCAUCAAUUUUCUGAAAAAAAAAAGAA